Ixodes scapularis (black-legged tick) is the source of this 1803-nucleotide messenger RNA. RefSeq lists its product as uncharacterized. Gene Ontology annotation, cellular component: cytoplasm. NCBI's taxonomy places the organism in Eukaryota, Metazoa, Arthropoda, Arachnida, Ixodida, Ixodidae. Gene Ontology annotation, molecular function: protein binding. Bases 292 to 1665 code for a protein of 457 amino acids. The record is from RefSeq and is a predicted model, not a curated record. The transcript has a single exon.
UGCCUGUGCCAGACUCGCCGAUUUGGUCAAUUUGGUCUUUUGGUUGUGGACUCACCGGGGACUCACCGCUUCUGUCGAGGAGCUGAAGAUGUAGCAGCGGCCGUAGCAGCGGUCUUCAUCCCCUUUAUUCCACAAGCGCGCGAGGCCUUCGUUGUCAGAGCACGAACGGUGAGAAAUGAAGCGAAGGAACAGAGAGCUGUAGGUAGGUUCGCAGGUGAAGACUGAAGAACGGACAAAGAGGAUCGCUGGCAAAAAGGUAUCUAGUGAGUGCAAUGAGGCUCGCGAUCGGCCAUGGCGACGUUAGAAGGCGUCCGCGAGUCAGCGUCGCACAGGAUUCCACACGAAACCCUCUAUGGCUACUGCUGGUGCCGGGCCCCGGUCGGCCUGGUGCAGAGUCUCAAGAGCACCUGCUGUGACGUCCUGGUACGGGACGCCCGGAGCCUUUGCCGGCUACUACCAUCGGUGCCUCACUACUUCGCGGCCCCGCUGCUCGCCAGGGCCGUCGAGGAUGGACGUGACCGAGCCGCGCAGCUUCUGGUAUCUGUUUGGCCAGGCGAUGAGCUCGACCUGCAAGCCGUGCUGGGGACCGCUUGUCCGCUGGGACAGCAUCCAGGACGCCUGGCCGCCGUCGCCGCCAUCGUGAGAUUCUUCGUCGAAAUGGCGCUGGGGGGAGAGGUGGCCGCGCGGCUUCGCCGGCUGGACGUGACGGGCUUCCAGUGCGGCCGGGAACUGAUCGAGUUUAUCGUGCGUAAGAUGAAGGUCUACUCCAAGAGGCGGCCCGUGGAUCGCGGCGGUCGCUCCCUCCGCUGCGACUUUCUUGUGGGCGAAGAGUCCACCUUCGGCGUCUUCUGCACCAUGCUCAAGCACGACAGGCGCGCGUUGCGGAUCGACGUCGCCAACCUUGAAGUGGAGGGCAUCGGCGAGUCCAAGCUCACCGAGCUGCUGGACAUGCUGGAGGCCGAGCUGCUCGUGGGGCUCAGCGUCGCCUACAACUCGCUCCAGAACGAGGGACUCCUGCACAUAUGCGAGCGGCUGCGGCGGCUUCGCGGUCUGGUGGCGCUCGACAUCUCGUCCAACGGCGUCCGUCGCGGGGACGCCCACCACUACGAUUCCUUGGCAGACACGAUAAGGACCCUACCUCAGCUGCGCCGGCUCAGCCUCAAGAGCUGCCGUAUCGGGGGCUACCUGAACACCCUGCUGUCGCGCUGCUACCGACAGUUGGACCACCUGGACGUGAGCGCGUGCGGGCUGCGCCGACAAGAUGUGCGGGUUCUCGAAGGCUUCGAGAACCUCGAGAGACUGGCGCUGUCCGAUAACAACUUGUCCGGCCUGAUCCCCGAACUGGCGGCCGUGCUGCAGACUCUGGGUCGCCUCCGCGUCGUCUUGCUGUCAAACUGCGACCUGAGGUCCGAAGGCUUCCAUGUCGUUUGGGACGCUCUCAAGGCAUCGGGCGAGCAGCUGCGCUGGCUCGACCUUACCUGGAACAAGCUAUCCGAGGACACGCUGGCGGACUUAAUGACCGAUGUGGAGGCCGGCAGCUGUCUGCCCUUACUUGUGCAGCUCCUAGUACCCGUCCCCAGCAACCCGAGCCCCCGCUACUUCGAGGCUGUCAAGCGCAUCGAGGCUACGAGCCCGAGGCUGCGGAUACACACGGACCUCGUGUAAUCUGCUGGACCUGUAGCACAUACUCGCACGGCCACAGGCCAAUGACCUAUUCAUUCAUAUGCCAGUGAGGCAUCUCAAUGGCCUCUACAUACAGUUGGGCUGGAAACCCGUGCAAAUAAACGGGCAAGUCAUCGAGGA